UGACGCUCGUCCCGUCAUGGCGGCGCCCAGGGAGCGGCAGCGCUUCGGGAGGCGCUUCCUCACCGACCCCGCCCGCCUCUUCCAGCACAACGCCUGGGAUAAUGUGGAAUGGUCAGAAGAGCAGGAAGCCAGUGCCAGGAGUAAAGUUCAAGAGAACAGCUCACAGCUAUUGCCACAAGAUAAACAAGAGGAAUAUGAGGUGAAUGCUAAGAGGUACUGGGAUGACUUUUAUAAAAUCCAUGAAAAUGGCUUCUUCAAGGACAGGCACUGGCUGUUCACUGAAUUCCCUGAGCUGGCACCUAACAGGAACCCAUGUCAAAAUGGGGAUUCUCUGCAUGAAUUUAGUAACAAAGAAGAAUCCAGCAGUGAAGAGCUGGGAAGCUGUGCAAAUGGACAUUGUUCCUUGGAAACCAGGGCAGAGAAUGAGUUAAACCUGAUAAAAAGCACACCUAAGAUCUGCACAGAGAAGUUGGCUACACAGAAGUAUAGUGAGCUGAAUGAAGGUGAUGGGGAUUACCCAGGAUCAUCUGCAUCUUACCGUAUAUUAGAGGUUGGCUGUGGGGCUGGAAACACAGUCUUCCCAAUUCUACAAACCAACAAUGAUCCAGGCCUGUUUGUGUAUUGCUGUGAUUUUUCUACUACAGCUGUGGAUCUUGUCCAGAACAAUGCAGAAUAUGAUUCUUCUCGCUGCUUUGCGUUCGUCCAUGACCUGUGCAAUGACCAAAGUCCUUUCCCAAUGCCAGACAAGAGUCUUGACGUUGUUAUUCUUAUCUUUGUCCUCUCAGCGAUUCUCCCAGAGAAGAUGCAAGGCAUUGUUAACAGACUGAGUCGCCUUCUGAAACCAGGAGGGAUGAUUUUGUUGCGAGAUUAUGGCCGUUACGACCUGGCCCAGCUUCGGUUUAAGAAAGGUCAGUGUCUGUCUGAUAACUUCUAUGUGAGAGGUGAUGGCACCAGAGUCUACUUCUUCACACAAGAUGAAUUAGAUGAGCUCUUCACAAGAGCUGGGCUGAAGAAAAUCCAGAACCUGGUUGACCGGCGACUGCAAGUGAACCGAGGGAAACAGAUGACUAUGUAUCGAGUAUGGAUCCAGUGCAAAUACCUCAAGCCUGCUGCCUCUGAGCCGUGAGGACACAUGGCAUGCUGCUUAGGUUGGAGUCUCUUCGUGGCCACAUACAAUAUCUCCUCCUGGUGAGAUGUGGUUUUACAGAGUUCAACACACAUGAGACCUCAGUGCCUUUUCCAGUGCCUAUCAUCACUUCCAGGGAGUGGAAGGAUGGAUGCUUUAAGAGGAGAUCAAGCAGUGCUUUAGAUGUCUUGCUGCUGGUCUGAGUUUUUAAGUUCUUUAUGGUUUUAACAACUUAAGGAAUGGUUGUGCUGUCUUAACAGCAGCUGAGCAAGUUGAGUAGUGAGUCACUCUUACUCUGGAUUUCCACAUGAAACAGGAGAGCUUUGACCUUACCUCUGUGUUGUGUACUCUUGUCUCGGGAACAAAAACUGUACAAAUGGUAAAUCUCUUCUGUGCAGCUGCUCAUGAGGCCUAAUAGGAAUCCCUUACCCAGCUUAUCUCAUGCAGCUCUCUUCUGCUCAUUCAGGUUUGUGCAAAUCCACAAGUUAAAAAUGCCUUGACUGAGAGCAGGAGCUGAGACCAUGCUGGUUUCUCUGUGCCCUCCUCCUCCUGGAUGGUGUGCACAUAAUCUGUGAAGAAAGCAGAUUAUGCUGCCUUGCCAUCACUGCCCUCAAGGGUGUUCAUAUAGGGACCUAGCACACUAUAGCACAGGUGCCACAAACAUAUAUAAGGCAGGGUCAGGUGUUUGAAGAGGGCUGAUGCCAGUUUUGGGGCACCUCCAGAGGAUCACAAGCAGCUCAUGGGAGCAGGGUUUCCCCAGAAUUCCCUGCUUUUUCUGCUUGAACAGUGAGAAACUGUUCUUGCUGGUUACAGCUCCAGGUCACAAACUGCAUUGCCCUGUCAUGGUGGUGUGCUAAACCCAAGCAGACAGGACACCUAUCUUCGAUAAGAAGUCUGAAGUGUUUCUCCCACUCUUGAUUCAUUUCUUAGAGGAAGCCAACACUGUGGCUUUCUGAAGGUAUUCCCCCACCUUUGACAGCAAAUAUCUUUUAUCUCAGCUUGUUUUCUUUUGUUAUUUUUAGGGUGUGGUACAACAAGUGUUAGAAUAAAGUUUGUGGUAAAGCUUUUCA
Molecule: messenger RNA, 2196 nt
Organism: Melopsittacus undulatus (budgerigar)
Lineage: Eukaryota; Metazoa; Chordata; Aves; Psittaciformes; Psittaculidae
Product: tRNA N(3)-methylcytidine methyltransferase METTL2
Exons: 9
Coding region: 17-1126 (369 amino acids)
Molecular function (GO): tRNA (cytidine-N3)-methyltransferase activity
Source: RefSeq, a predicted model, not a curated record